AAAGGCUGGAGGAGGCUGGAAGUUGGUUUAUGCGCUGUUAUUCAAAAUAAGAUUAAUUGGAAGUCAAUGGAGCAAGGAGACAAGGUCCCCCAUAUUUUAACAGACAAGGAGCCAUGGAAUGAAGAAAAUGGAGCUGACCAUGAGGUCAGCCUGAAACAACAUGGUAAUUUUUUAGAAACUGUUCUAACGCAGAAGAAUCAGAAGCGGAUGAUCAGGUGUUUCAGAACUGUUGCCCUUAAACACACUGAAGUGUGUACACAAAUUCAAAAUAGUGUAAACCUGUUUGAAAAAGUCUAAAUGUUGUCUAACAUUCAUUGGCGAGAAGCACUUACCCUGCAUGGAUUCCAGAGAUCCAUCAUUUGGACAGAAUGAUUCACUGGCAGCUUUGCCCAUCACAGUGCGUGUAGCAGAAAAUUCCCUUCCAUCCCAGAACGCACCAGCACAGUUGUCUCAGUCUCGAUCUCUUCUGACAGAGCAGUUCCAUCUAAUAGACCAGAAUGGACAGCCCAUCCAAUAUGAAUUACAGACGUUAGGGAAUUCCAAUACACAGAUGAUGAUUGUUGCCAGCCAGUCAGAAAAUGGACAGGUGCUUCAUGUAAUUCCAUCUUCCCGGCCAGGGAUGGCACAAGUGAUGAUUCCUCAGGGACAGCUUUUGGAUGUGACAAAUUCUCAGGGAGAUUUUUCUUCUUGUUGUCAAGGUGUUUCGGAAGAGAAACCCAAAGAUGGGAAUUUUCAGACAGUCACAGUGGCUGCAAUAGCAGACAAUGCAAGUAGUUACAUCCUUCAUCCACAAGCAUCCCUCCCGUUGCCUAAAAAGACAGGAAACAGAAUAGUGGAAGACCCCUUUCCUGUUCCUCUCCAGGCACUUCCUCCCAACACUCCUACAUGGGCCCGGCGUCUCAGGAACUGUGAGAAAAUUGGGGAUUCAUACCGUGGUUUCUGCGUGAGUGAGACGGAGUUAGAAAGUGUGCUCACAGUUCACAAACAGCAAACCCAGAGCGUUUGGGGGACCCGCCAGUCUCCAAGCCCAGCCAAGCCUGCUACACGGUUGAUGUGGAAAUCCCAGUAUGUCCCAUAUGAUGGAAUCCCCUUCGUCAAUGCAGGAAGCAGAGCCAUAGUGAUGGAAUGUCAGUAUGGACCAAGGAGAAAAGGUUUUCAGCCCAAAAGAAGUGGCGAACAGGAAAACGCUUCCCGUCAGCACUACAAAGCUACUUGUCCAGCACGGAUCUACAUUAAGAAGGUCCAGAAGUUUCCAGAAUAUAGAGUUCCCACUGACCCCAAAAUUGAUAAGAAAAUCAUAAGAAUGGAGCAGGAAAAAGCCUUCAAUAUGCUGAAGAAGAACUUGAUAGCUGCUGGAGGGGUUCUCAGGUGGUACGUGCAGUUACCCACCCAGCAAGCUCACCAGUAUCAUGAAUUAGAGACGUCCUGCCUUCCAUCUUCACCCUCCCCAUUCCCCGUGUCUGCCGCUGAAGAAGAGGAAGAGGCUGAUCGAGACGAAAACGGCGUUUUACCUUCCCGCCUACACCCACAAGUGGCAGAUAAGAUCCGAGAAUUGGUGUCUCAGGGAAUAGAGCAAGUCUAUGCUGUGAGGAAACAGCUAAGGAAGUUUGUAGAACGAGAACUGUUCAAACCAGAUGAGGUACCUGAAAGGCAUAAUUUGUCCUUCUUUCCAACUGUGAAUGAUAUAAAAAAUCAUAUCCAUGAGGUGCAGAAGUCAUUGAGAAAUGGAGAGAUGGUGUUCAACUCCGAAACAAUUCCAGCAACGCUUCAGUGGACCACCGAUAGUGGAAAUGUUCUCACAGAGACCGUCACCGUUACAUUGGCAUCACCACCCAGAGAGGGAAGCUCACCAGGGGAAUCAGUUGUCACCAAAGUGGAAGCAAGUCAGACGGGGGAAUCUUUGUCUACAGAGACAGCCCAGUUGCUCUCUUCCCUCUCCUCUCUUCAGCCCAAAAUAUUUGCACAGUUACAGGGUUUACAGUUGCAGCCGACAUUCCCCCCGACCGACGGAGCGACUGCACUGAUCUCAGUAAACAACCACCCCCCGCCCGGUUCUGCGAGUCUUCUGGAUGGCGUGGGGAGUGCCAUAACCACCCGUUCGCUAAUCCUCAGUCAGGGUCAUAACCUCCAUGGCGGAGCAGGAGCUUGUCUGAAUCAGACCAACAGGACUCAGGCCUCCUCUGGCAAUAACCUUCCAGGAGCAGAGCAGAGCCUAGUUGCAAUGGGCCAGCUGGUGACAGUUGGAGGGGUUGAGGACUCAGGAAGCCUCGAGGGAAGCAUUCAUCAGAUUCUGUUGGGGGAUGUGCAGACCAUUCCGAUCCGUAUUGUAGACAGCCAUCCCGCGCUCGAAAAUCCAGAGGGAGCUAUCUGCAUAAGCCGAGUUAAGCAAGAACCCAGCGAACAAGCCCUGUCCCUGGAAACAGAAAAAAUCAUGGACUGCCGAAGUGCCUCCUCCAUUUAAAAUUCAGAAGGCUUUUCAAGGUCUGCAGUUUGGGGACUUUAUCCUGGACGAGAAGGCAGGUGUUCUCAAAAGAGCACCAUUCUUCAAGAUGGCAUGAUGAGUUUUUCACUGUAAGUGACUUUGCAAGGAAAGUCGCUCUGAUUUACAAUGGAUGUGGUGCACUCUCUGUUCCAGUCUCUCACAUCUCCUCCUCUCUUUCCCAAUUCUAGGUCAUUUUGAUAUUUUCAGAUGCCAGUAUUUCAGGAGGUAGUUAGUAUGAAACUCCUUAGCAUGAAAUUCCUUCUCACACUUGCCCUGUGGGAAGCCUCAGCCGAUUUGGAGGCCUCAGAGCCAAUAAAACUUGUCCUUGAGAACAUCAAUAGUAGCACAUUAAUUGUUUCCCACCCCUUUUUGAGAACCAGAAUCUGGGUGUAAAAACACUGAAGAACCCACUCUGAUUAAGUUUCUGAGUAGCAGCGAUUCACUUUAAUGAUGCAAAGAUGAAGGAAUUUAAUGUGAGGGAGAGGAUUGUGUUGCAGGCUGAGAAGAAGAUGAAGGAAAACAUCUAGACUCCAAGUGUGAAAUACAAAGGGUCUUAUGCUUUGAAGAUUACUUUUAAUAUCAUUGAUGAACCAGCUUCUUCGCUUGUUUGGGAAGAUAGAACAACAGUAAUAUUCCAGUUAUUUUCUACAGCUGUGCUUCUGGAAAAGCCGGUCAAAUAGUAGGAUGUUGAUAGAUUGAUACCUCUAGUGUUAUGCUACAUAUGUAGAAUAUUCUAUUUUUAAAUAACUUGGGUUAUUCAUAGGGAUAGUAGAAAUAUACGUAGCAUAUGUAGGCAGAAUACGAUCCUGAAGGAAUGGGGAGAGAGGAGACAGACAGGGAGAAAAACAGAGCGAGUCAGGAGGAAAAAAAGGAUAGUUUCCCGAUAUUUACAUGUCUAUCUGUAGGGCUUUUUGAAUAGCCGCUAAAGGAUUCUUUGAAUUUCACUGAAGAUUUAUCGAUGACGGUCACGGAGUCUGACGUACCUUUUCCUGUGCCAAAGUUCUUAACAAAUUGCUGAUGGUUUAAGAAUAUAAUAGUUAUACCUAAAACUUUAGCGCUUAAAGCAGCAAAGUAAACCGAGUAGCUGGUAUCAAACAUUGAGCACUUUAACAUGUUGAACGCAUCAGCGAUUCUUAGGAGAGGCAGUGGGAUGCAGAGAAGAGUGCCGUUCUGGAAGCCAGCAGACCUGGGUUCUAGUCCAAGCUCUCCUACCUGCUUGUUGUGUGUUGUUGGGCAAGUCACUUAAUCUGUCUUUACCUCAAAUGUCCUCGUCUGCAACGUGGGGAUAAUAAUACCUCCUUUCUACCUACCUCACAGGGCUGUUGUGAGGGUAAACUGGAGCUAAGUUAUGUGAGAGUGCUUUGGGAAUAAGUGCUCCGAAAAAAAACUAAGGUGGUGUUAUUGACAUUCUUAAUUUAAGCCUCUAUUUUCAGCCAUUGGCAACUCAGCCAUAUAAGAUCUCAGCCUAUUUUUUCUUUAAAAACACUUUUUACUAUUUUUUUUGUUUUGUUUUGUUUUUCCCACAGCAGUACAGAUGAGGAUUCAUCAGUGUUAGGUCCUUGUAUGUGUUCAGAAUCCGAAAUUGAAAGUGGUGUCUAGUGUUAAUAUUCAAAUGCAACAUGUCCAAGGCAAAAUGAUGCUUAAGGGUUAUAUUCUGACAUCAUUCUGAAUCACUUUUUAUAUAUUUCAAACUAGGCUCCUAGCCAUAACCCAUAUCCGUUGUUUGCAGUAGUCUUGGGGAGUCUCAAAAUGCGGGGAGUUCUUACAUUCCCAACAGACAAAGUGUGGAGCCUCGUUGUUGAUUCUAAACGUCUGUGCUCCUGUAGAUUUUAGUCUCCCCCCUCAAACAUUACUGAAAAUGUGAAGAUGGUGCAUUAGACUUUUCAGUAAGGAUCAAUUCUCCUUUCCUGGGAAGUUUUUCAGUAUUUCGUGUGGGCAUUUGUAGAUGUACCAGUUCUGCUUUAUUGAAUUCUGUUACCCAAAACUCAAAUCUUGUGUUGGGAUUUGAUACACGUUUCUUUUGGCAGAUUCAAUGAUAAACUCUCUUAAACUAAGAGUAGGGACAUUUUAUCUAGCUCCUUCCCACUUUAUUUGGAGCUUUGAUGUAUCCUGAGUGCAGGUCUACCCUCCCCUUUCCCAUGUCCUUGAUAGGAAAACAGACAUUUUUGCCCAAUGUGUCAUUCAAAGUGCUCUAUCUAUCCCUCCUUCCUAAGAUUUGAGCUAGCCCUGUAAGUCUCCAGUGGAGCGAUCAGGGUUGCUGCAGAGUGUCCACACUGAUAUGAAUUUGUUAAAAUUGUGCACUCACCGUAAUCACAGACGCUGAAAAUAACUGCUGUUAUUCUCUUCCACUUAUUAAUUGAUUAGAAAACGCCGGGCAAGGCAGGAAAGCCAAAGAGAACGAGUGGAAGGCCCCGCCUUCAAAGUUCAACAGAACCCCAAAUCCAAACUUUCACUUCUUGAAUUGGCAGUGACCCCAAUACUAUUAUUGUUGAAGAGUAAGUCUGGCCGUAUCCCAAUCCAAACUUUUCCCCAACCCUAACUCUCCUGGCCAUAUUGGGGAGUAGUUAGUGGACUAGAUUUAGGCCUGCCCCAACCUUGAUAGCAGGGCUGCAGAGAUCGUGCAGUUACUCUGGGUCGUAAGUGCAGCUAAAGGAAAGUGAGUAGGUGGAGGGUAAAAGUCCAGUGGCUUCAUCAGGGAUCAGAAGAGCAAGGGGCCUGAAUUUAAACUGCCUUCUCCUCUGAGAGUGGGUGGUGCAGAUCCCACAUCCUGGAGUCACUGUUCCCCUUACUCUUCUCUUUGUCAAUACUAUUUCUAUUCCUGUCCCGGCACCCAUCCUACUCAUAGUCACCUUCUCACUCACCCUUCUUUCUUCAGACCUAGCCAGUGACUGGGGUGAUGGAUUUUUAAACUGCUAGGUCAGUCCUCGGUAGGUCAGCACUUGAGAUGUGGCCUCGUCUUGCGGCGCGGCACACCGUUACUUUACGCCGAAGAGAUCUGUCAGGAGGUCGAGAGCUUUAUUCGUUAUCAUGGAGCGUUAUAUAAAUAUUCCCUUCAGCCCUUUUGACUGAGCAGUAUCUUUCCUCACACUCUUCUCUCCUGAAGGAUAGAAAGUUACAGAAUACCUUCAAAGGGAACCUGAAGAAGGAAGCUUUAAAUCUUUCGUUGAACACUCCGUUUCCUCUUUUGGGUUUCUAGUCAAAAUGGAAAUCCCAACAUUUUGAUGUCACUCCUUCUUUGGCCGUUUUUCACAGUAGAGUGCCUUGCAAGUGAAUGUCUAUUUCUAAGGCCUCUUCAUUCUCUGUCAGUAGGGCACCUGCCCCAAAUUAUCUCAGGAUCGUCUUCAGGACGGCCUGGAUCUCUGGUAGAAAGCUGUUUUCCUGUUUGGUCAAAACAUUGCCACCACCCGCGAUGACCUGGGAGAAAGGGACAAAAGAUUUCAGUCCCCGAAUGGUCCACUGUAUUAGCCGUUCGACAGCCGACGUCUACAGUUGCUCUUUGGAGCCGUGGUUUCUCAUUUGGGCGGACUGCCAAAGGGUAAUAACGAUCUACACAUUGGAAAGAAGCCGACAGAGGCAUCCUUUCCGAACCGUUGCUUUAUUUUUAUUUUCGCUUUCCUGUGCCAACUAUUCAGGUCCACAGUAGGCAACUAAAGAUGGCAAGCCAGUGGCCAGCCUUUCUCUCAGUGGCAGUGUCUUCUGAAGGCAGUUCAGGCCUCUGAGAGCGGGUGAAUGCAUGCGAAAGCUGGUGACUAAAACACAGAGAAGUGAUGUAGAACACAUGGGUCUUUGGUUCCGGUGCUGCUUCUAAUAAUGACGCUGACCAAGCCCACGUGUCAUCUGUUUUUUGUACAUGCUGUAAAGAAAGCACACUUCAUCGUGUGGAUAGGAAGAUUGUGUUUCAAACUGUACAAAAAUGUAUAUUUACUGUAACUUAAUGUACAGUGUUCUCGUUAUGUUCUAAUGUACACGUUUUUUAAAGAAACAGCCUGUUAUUUUUUUAAAGCAUGUUCAGUUUCAUUUUUAUUUUCCCUUGAGGUUGAGGUGGUGGUGGUUUAUUUUGAUAAUGUAAAAUAAACACCUGGUUCCCUGAGGCCUUUGAGCAAUCA
Molecule: messenger RNA, 6588 nt
Organism: Ornithorhynchus anatinus (platypus)
Lineage: Eukaryota; Metazoa; Chordata; Mammalia; Monotremata; Ornithorhynchidae
Gene: CARF
Product: calcium responsive transcription factor
Exons: 16
Coding region: 338-2461 (707 amino acids)
Biological process (GO): regulation of transcription by RNA polymerase II
Cellular component (GO): nucleus
Molecular function (GO): DNA-binding transcription factor activity, RNA polymerase II-specific; RNA polymerase II cis-regulatory region sequence-specific DNA binding
Source: RefSeq, a predicted model, not a curated record